AGAUAGGGUAAAACAAGCAAUGGUGGAGGUAUUUUUACAUUUCCUCCCUUAACUGCUAAAGGACAACAAUAUAACCAUGUUAUGAGGAGACGUCUAAGAGGACUCGGAUCUGAAAUAGGGCACUAAAGCUAUGACCACUGGGUGGGGGUGGGGGACGGGGGCAAAAACUAAUUUAAACAAACAGAAAUCCAGAUCCUGUCAAUUAGCCUCGGUUUAAUGAAGUAUGAAUCAGGACAAAAAUGCAGAUGUAAGCUUUUGUUUCCUUAUUGUAUUGGCUGUUUUAUACUCUUGAUUGACCAAUCAGGAUAGUGUUGCUAGGCCGCUGCUUUUUAUCGGUUGGUUAUCCUGCCUGUCAUUCAAAAUGAAGGCGGUAUAUUAAGCCAGUGCGCCACCGUGCUGUACGUAUUUACAGUGUACAUUUAUAGCCAUGCAGGAGUAAGGGCGAUUUAUUGAAAGUUUAUGUAAUACAAAGGUAUAGCGACUUACUGUGCGUAAAUUUGGACUUUAAGAAGAGCAGAGACUGCGACUGAAACAGUUUUCCAUUCUGAGGUGUGAUCUCUCCUCUUUUGAGUAAUCUCACGGCUCCCACCUCUGUGCUCCACUGCUUCCCCUGCAAGCCAUCCUAGGCUGAUCGGCCAUUCCCACUGCACUCCCGUGUUGUCUCACCUGCCACUGCUGCCAUGACACGCUCUAAGACCUUUCAGGCCUACUUACCCAACUGCCAUCGCACAUACAGCUGUAUCCACUGCAGGGCUCAUUUGGCCAACCACGACGAGCUCAUCUCCAAGUCUUUUCAAGGUAGUCAAGGCAGAGCCUAUCUGUUCAACUCUGUAGUAAAUAUUGGUUGUGGGCCAGCAGAGGAGAGGGUGCUGCUUACAGGUCUCCAUGCUGUGGCUGACAUCUACUGUGAAAAUUGCAAAACCACACUGGGCUGGAAAUAUGAACAUGCCUUUGAGAGCAGUCAGAAGUACAAGGAGGGUAAGUUCAUCAUUGAGCUCGCCCACAUGAUCAAGGACAAUGGGUGGGACUGAUGCCCUCAAUACCCCUGUGGACCUGUGGCAUGAAUGCAUAGCUUGUUCCUGGAAACUCACCCCACUGACCUACAUCCUGAGGAUGUGAUAUAUAUCAUCAGUGCUGUGCCUCUCCUGUGUGCACAUGUGUGCGCGCAUGUGUUUGUCAGAAUCACAUUAAGAAUUUGCAUUCUGACAGAGUUAUUGCUAUAAUCAAGUCAGCAAACCCAGUGCAUCCUUAUAGCACAUCCAUGCUUGCAUAAAGACCAGUGAAACCAGGUGGAAUAGGUUUCACAAAACCCACUUCAAAUCCACUUGCAGGCUUACCCAAUGGCUGGACCCAUGGAGAAAAUACAUUUAGUGUAACAACUUACACAAGUGACUGCUGAACAUUUUACUUGAGACACAAAAAUACUUCAACUGUCCAUCAAAAGAACAGUUGCUUCUUUCUUGCUCCCUUUUCUUUGAUAGAUGGCACACAGUUUAUUUAUACGCGUAUUUAUUGACUUUGAUUUCUUGUGUUGAUAAUGAUCUUUGUGUUGAACUUGUAGCAGCUUUUUUCAGUAGUAGCGUCUUUAUAUUUCCUUUCU
Messenger RNA from Ictalurus furcatus (blue catfish), 1600 nucleotides. It is a transcript of the gene ypel2a, whose product is annotated as yippee-like 2a. Lineage: Eukaryota; Metazoa; Chordata; Actinopteri; Siluriformes; Ictaluridae. Bases 681 to 1031 code for a protein of 116 amino acids. The record is from RefSeq and is a predicted model, not a curated record. The transcript is spliced from 5 exons.